UGUGGUAGCCAUGAAGUCGGUCCUUGUGUACUCGUACGACCAUUUAACUACCAAGGGAUGCUGCAGAUUGCUUAAUCCGAAACAUGCGGCUAUUACAGCUGCAAUUUACACUUUGAAUAUUUCGGUGCUGGUCGUUCUUCUGUACAGUUGGAGGAUUAGUGUUAAUGUCAAGAAAUACGCCGUGCUAGAAGAUGUCUAUUAUGGGGUGCAAAUUGCGUACCUUGCAAUUAUUGGAACGCAACUUUUCAUGAUUGUGCUUAGCGUAAUUCUCCUAUUAGGAAUUUAUAAGUUGAUAAGAAGCGUAUAA
Molecule: messenger RNA, 307 nt
Organism: Photinus pyralis (common eastern firefly)
Lineage: Eukaryota; Metazoa; Arthropoda; Insecta; Coleoptera; Lampyridae
Exons: 4
Coding region: 11-307 (98 amino acids)
Source: RefSeq, a predicted model, not a curated record